AUGACGACGGCCACCACGACAACCUCUACAGCAACCACGCGCCUCCAUAUCACCCCUUUCAACCCAGACAUUCUGCCUUCCGUGCUGCCUCCAUCCGUGCAACCGACUGCUACGGAAGUCUCAUUUCAUACCCUGCCAACUUUCCCCGAGAACAAUUACGGCUACGUGACCUUACCAACAAUGGAAGCGGAGAAGAUCAAGAAAAAGCUUCACGGGUCUAUCCUGAAAGGCAGAAAGUUCAAGGUUGAAACGGCGCGACCACAGAAGGAAAAGGAAUUGGAACCGAACGAGUCAGAUUCCGGAGCAGAACGUUCGAGCAAGAAAAAGAGUUCGAAGAAGCGAAAGGCCGGCGAAGAUGUCCUGGAUGGCCACGAGCUUUCGUCAGGACGCAAAGUCAAACGAGGAUGGACCGAGUCGACAGAUUCCAAGGCAGAUAGGCGGAAAGAUGAAAAGAAGAAGAAAAAGGAGAAAAAGGCAAAAGCACAAGCCAAAUCAAAGUACACGGAGAAGGAAGAGUGCCUGUUCCGGAUGCAACUGCCCCCUAACAAAGCCUCUGCCUUGGAAGAAAAGCAGGAUAAGAAGUCGAAGAAGAAGAAGAAAUCUCCUUCCGAGUCAGUUGUCCAUGAGUUUGCGAAUACUAUUACUCACCCGAGUUUUAUCCGUUCUGGCGCUGAGAAUGCAACUACUACGGCAACAUAUGAGGAAGGAAAGGGCUGGGUUGAUGAUUCAGGGAAUGUAAAGGAACCGGUCAAUGAAAAAAUCCAGGACUCUAGGCACAGACCUGGAAAGGUACCGGGUGCCAAAGAAAAGCCAAAGUCCAAGUCGAAAAGAUCGACGAAGAAGGCUAAGCCCGCGCCUAAGGAGGAAUCAGAGGAAUCGGAAGAUUGGACUUCUUCUAGUGGUUCUUUGUCUGAAGAUAGUGACUCGGAAAGCGAGAGUGAGUCGGCUGAUACUUCUGAAACAUCCGACGAGUCCAGCAACAAAGAGACCAAGGAAGGAAAGAAGCAAUCGAACACAUCAGCAACUACCAAACCUGCUACCCCAUCAGACGAGGAUCAAUCGUCGGAUGCAAAUGAACAACCAAACUCAAAAGAAGUUCAUCCUCUGGAAGCGCUCUACAAACGCUCCGCACCAGCCUCUUCAGAAGCUAAACCCGCCGAGGAAACCAACGGGUUCAGUUUCUUCGGGGAUGAUGACGAUAUGGAAUCUGAGGAAGAACCUCCUGAACCAGUCGCACCGCAGACACCUUUCGCAAAGGAGGAACUCCGGGCUCGCGGACUGAGGAGCGCCGCCCCAACCCCAGACACUGGCCUAGUGAGCCGGACCAUAAAAUGGGAUGAGUAUGACGAUGAGAUGAACGUGGAUGAUGAAUCAUCUAUCGACACACCAGUUGUGAAGAAGGGCGGCGCGGGAGAGUCAGACUUUGCGAAAUGGUUCUGGGAGAAUCGGGGAGACAACAAUCGGGCCUGGAAGAAACGGCGGCGUGAGGCUGCCAAGGAAGAGAGGCAGCGAGAGAACCGCCGGAAGGGAUUGAAGGGGAAAUCAUAG
Aspergillus chevalieri is the source of this 1548-nucleotide messenger RNA. RefSeq lists its product as uncharacterized. Bases 1 to 1548 code for a protein of 515 amino acids. The transcript has a single exon. Gene Ontology annotation, molecular function: nucleic acid binding. Lineage: Eukaryota; Fungi; Ascomycota; Eurotiomycetes; Eurotiales; Aspergillaceae. The record is from RefSeq and is a predicted model, not a curated record.